UGAACCGAAACAGGGGAUUCAAAGAGCCUGUCAAUGAUGUUACAGUGUAGUAUUUCAUGUUGUGAUUUAAUGAGGUAAAGUUGGGAAAUAUUAGUAUUCGAGUUUUAUUAGAAGAAGCCUUAAACUCAUAGGUAUUAAUAGAUCCACAUAAGCGUUCGACUGAUUUGGACUUGUGAAUCAAUUCGAAAAGAACCGGUUCGAAAGAGCGAUUCGUUCACGAGUCGGACAUUCAGAGACGGAGAAGGCGGACAGGGAGCUUCGGUAUCUGCUGAUGAUGAGGAGGGAGAGUGAGAACAUGUACGCGACGGAAAACGGGCUGUCAUGAGGAUUUGUUUCCGCUUCAUGACGAUUUCUCCUCUUCAGAGUUAGAGAAGUUCUCCGUGCUGAUCUGAUGUCAUCAUGGAAGGCCAUUAUGUCACCAUUCACGGCCUUAACGUUACCCACAGUCCUCUGUCCACCCCAGCUAUGUCCAUCGACAGGCUCUUUCCUGCUCUGCUGGAGUGUUUCGGCAUCAUCCUGUGUGGUUACGUGGCCGGCCGAAUUGGGGUCAUCGGUGCCGGUCAGGUGAAAGGCCUGGGUAGUUUUGUGUCCUGCUUCGCUCUUCCUGCCCUCCUCUUUAAGAACAUGGUGCAGCUCCAGUUUGCGGACGUGGUGUGGUCUUUCCUGUGGAGUGUGUUGAUCGCGAAGGUGUGUGUGUUUGUGCUGGUGUGUAUUCUCACGCUGCUGGUGGCCGAUCCGGAGAGCAAAUACAGUAAAGCGGGGCUGUUCGCCAUCUUCGCCACUCAGAGUAAUGACUUCGCUCUGGGAUAUCCUAUAGUGGACGCUCUGUACCGCAGUUCUCACCCUGACUAUGGGCAGUACCUGUAUUUGGUGGCUCCAGUGUCUCUAAUGCUGCUGAACCCAGUGGGCUUUGCCCUGUGUGAGCUCCAGCGCUGGAGGCAAAGCCCUGACCACAACCACAGCAAACUGCACAUCAUCUCCACCGUUCUGCUACGGGUCAUUAAGAAUCCUAUCGUCUUUAUGGUUAUGUUUGGGAUUAUCUGUCACUUCCUGUUCGGUGGGCAUGUCCCUGCAUUGCUAGGGGAGUUUGUGGAUGGAUUGGCUGACUCAUUCGGGGGGGCUGCGCUCUUUUACCUGGGAUUGACGAUGGUGGGACAGAUGCACAAACUCACACGCUCCACUGGAGUCACCCUCAUACUGCUCAUCACAGCUAAACUGUUGAUGAUGCCGUUGAUGUGUAAGGACAUGUUGGAGCUUUUGGACGCAGGUAACUCUGGAAACAGAUCUGCAAACCACAGCAGUCUGUCUGAUUAUGCCUUCCUCUACGGGGUCUUCCCCACCGCUCCCAGCGUGGCCAUCUAUGCUGGACAGUACAACAUGCAGCUGGAGGUGGUGACCUCCGGCAUGGUCAUCAGCACCUUACUGUCUGCGCCCAUCAUGUACCUGUCGGCAUGGUUACUGACCAUUCCCUGGAUGGAGGCCAGACACCUAAUCUCAGAGCUACAGGAGGUCAGCUUCAACAUCAGCAUCAUCAGCCUCAUCGCCCUGGUGUGGACUAUUGCUGUCAUGCUACUCAGCAAGAAGUUCAAGAGACUGCCUCAUAUGUUUGCAACAAACCUUUUCCUCGCUCAGCUGUUGGUGUGUGUGUCGAUGAUUCUGUGGAGGUUUGUAGUUCAUCAGGAGAACAUGCUGGCACAGAUCCUCACCUUCACACUGCUGUACGGAUCUCUUUACAGCACCUAUCUGUGGACAGGUCUGUUAGCGUUUGCUCUGGCUCUGCUGAAGAAGAAUGAAAAGCUCAAAGUUCGACCCAUCAUCUUCAUCCUCCUGGGCUGGGGGGUUCCAUUUCUUAUUGUGGGAUUGCUGCUUGUUGUGGGUGAAAGAGAGAGUAACAUAACGGACUCCGCCUUCUUCUACGGCAAGUGGCAAAUUGUGAGCAGUUUGGGGGUGUUGAGCUGUAGUAUAUUGUUGGGUGGGGUGUCUCUCAUGGGGCUGAGUCAGAGUACUCAGGAGGAGCAGAGUUACCAGGCUUUGGAGCAGAGCUCCAUGUCUGGCACCACAGAGGACCUGAGGGACCCCCCACAGCCAGAGAACCAGAACUCAUCCGAGAGGGCAACAUCACAUGGCAGUCUGAAUAGAGAUCAUAGUGACCCCAUGCCUGAUAUGAUAUCUGACCGUCUGAAUGACUCACCAGCACCACCAUCAGCUCUUUGUGAAACGUCGAGCUGUGUGCGGGCGCAGGAGGAAAGGCAGGUGGCUCGGCAUGUGUUGCUCUGUCUGCUGCUCAUCGUCAGCCUGCUAGCAAACCUGUCCAGCUGUCUGUGGUGGCUUUUAAAUACUGAUCCUGGACGACUUUAUCUCGAGCUGCAGUUCUUCUGUGCUGUGGCCAAUUACGGACAGGGUUUCAUUUCGUUUGGCAUAUUUGGGCUGGAUGAGCAUCUCAUCAUUUUACCAUUUAAAAAGAGGCUGGCUGCAUUUUGUGGUGGCGGUCAGGAGGAAAGCUGUGGUUCAGCUGCUGUUCCUGAGGAGAUCCGACUGACCUGCACACAGUUUGUCCGCUACCACAAAAAUCAGUGUGUGCAGGACAUUGUGCGCAAGAGAAGUGGAUCAGCUGAAUCUCUCUCAGGUCCAGUGGGUGAAUCCUUGCUUUGAUCGACAGGUGUGCUGUUUUUUUUUUUGCUGGAUAGCAAGCUGACUGAUUGGCUGGUGCGGGUGGGUGUGGUCAGAAAUAGAGGUGUGGCCUUGCUCUGUAAGACUCAGCUGCAGCAGGGCGGAAUUAUCCAGCAUGUCACACCGCAGCUGGAUUUCUGUGAUGACAGCCAUUGGUUUUGCUUCUUGGACGAUGGGAUCAGACCAACCCGAACCCGCUGAGCAGAACUCGACUGUGAAUCAAACUGAGCUGUUUCGUCUACCACUGGAAAUUGUCGCAUGGCAUGCCAAACUUAAGGGGGAAUCAGGUCUCUCUCCGUGUCUUCUUUCAUUAAAACUCCUUUCACCAAGUGUGCAGAGGGCUACUGCAGAGCACAGACUGAAUGGGAUUGAAUGUAUGUGAAUGAAUAUUUAACAGUGUUACAUACUGUCAACCAAAACCUCGUAACUCCAGUUUUUACACCAUGUAAAAACGUCAGGUGCCCUUUGUGUGAACAGUUCAUGACCAAAGGACCAAUUAAAAUGGUACAGAUUUGUCUGGAACUGGAAUAAAAUUUCAUACAUUACAGUUAAAAGCCUCUUUUCGUUCCCCUUACAAAGUUAGGAGAUACGAGGUUUUGUUAUGAGAGUGACAGUAUCUUCACUUAAAGGGACGCUCUGGACAGACUAGGAAAACCCCUUUUGAUGAUUCUUAUGAUAUCUUGCAGGUGGGAGGAAUUUUUGUAUUGGAGUGGAUUUUUGAGGGUGGGCUGUUCCUUCACUAGCUAUCAAUUGUAGCAGGAUACUACAGCCAUAUGCAUCGCGGUCACAUAACAUGUCUAAGUAAAAGUUAGUUAACACAUCCUCUAUAGAGAACACACUUCUGCACAUUUUAAUGCACCAUACAAGUUUAUUUGCUAAAUUCAACAUAAUGGAACAUAAUAGAAAUUGUGUGCUAAAAACACCAAUUAAAAUUUGUUUCUCAUACAGGAUGUAUUAACUUAUUUUCAAUUAGAAAAUCAUCAUCAAAAUAUUUGACCAGUGGUGUUUAAACUUUUUGCAUAUGAUUGUUGGUAGUGAAUGUUAUUGCUAGGAAGCUAGAAAACACAUUUUAACCCCCUAAAAUCCCAGGUUUAUUACAUAAUAAGCCUUUUUAUUUAGUAACUACAUAGACUACAAUGCAAACUGCCUGAGCUAUUCUUAGGUUAUAAAAGUGUGUAGAAAAACCUGCCGGUGGUUCCUGGCCUUUUAAGAGCUUAAACAGCCUGCCCACCAAAAUCCUCCCUUUUAGACAUAUCAUGAGAAGGGCAGGGUUCCCGGUCUGGUCAGAGAGUCCCUUUAUAAUAUACUGUAUUUUUAGUUACUAAGCAGCACAAAGGUAUUAUCUAUGACUACUGAAUUGACCCC
Molecule: messenger RNA, 4035 nt
Organism: Colossoma macropomum (tambaqui)
Lineage: Eukaryota; Metazoa; Chordata; Actinopteri; Characiformes; Serrasalmidae
Gene: gpr155b
Product: G protein-coupled receptor 155b
Exons: 17
Coding region: 400-2652 (750 amino acids)
Biological process (GO): transmembrane transport; G protein-coupled receptor signaling pathway
Cellular component (GO): membrane
Molecular function (GO): G protein-coupled receptor activity
Source: RefSeq, a predicted model, not a curated record